Messenger RNA from Lachancea lanzarotensis, 1056 nucleotides. It is a transcript of the gene RAD14, whose product is annotated as LALA0S02e08064g1_1. Gene Ontology annotation, molecular function: damaged DNA binding. Lineage: Eukaryota; Fungi; Ascomycota; Saccharomycetes; Saccharomycetales; Saccharomycetaceae. Gene Ontology annotation, biological process: nucleotide-excision repair involved in interstrand cross-link repair; UV-damage excision repair; base-excision repair. Gene Ontology annotation, cellular component: nucleotide-excision repair factor 1 complex. The transcript has 2 exons. The record is from RefSeq and is a predicted model, not a curated record. The coding region runs from base 1 to 1056 and encodes 351 amino acids.
AUGAACGCAGAGCAAAAGGCUCGAAUAGAAGCUAACAGACGGAGAGCUUUAGAAAGGCUAAAAAGCAGAGGGAUCAUAAGAGAUGAACAGGCCAAGCAGAUCGAAAGUCGUAAUGAACCACGUCCAAAACGGACUCUAAACGAGGCCCCGGGGGUCGACUCGACAAUCGCAGAAAACCGAGCUAAAGCCAUGAAGCUCUACACCCAUCACCAACAAAACCUUCGCGAUGCCUCUCUUGGAACAAACCCUUCUGUAGAGCUCGACCGGUCAACUGCUAGCAAAAGACCCUUGGAUAGGAUACGACCCACGGUUCGCAAGCAGGACUACAUUGAGUAUGAUUUGGCUACGAUGAAAAACUCUCAUGGGGGGUUCAUCAACGCAGAUGAUGAGCCCAGCAGCGGUGAUGGAGUACAGAACCAGUCGCUAGAGGAGUGGAAAAAAGCACAGCAGGAACGUAGAGCACUUUAUGAGGACGCAGAGCCUCCGGAACAUCCGUCGCUAGCUCCAAAGUGUACCGAGUGUGAAAUAAAUACGGAGUUAGAUCCACUUUUGCACGAUGUUUUCAAACUUCAGGUAUGCAAAGCUUGUGUUAAAGCUCACCCAGAGAAAUUCUCACUGCUGACAAAGACCGAGUGCAAAGAGGACUAUUUUUUGACGGAUCCGGAGCUCAACGAUACGGCCCUUUUUCACCGAUUUGAAAAGCCAAACCCCCAUUCUGGAACGUUUGCUAGAAUGCAGCUUUUUGUGCGUUGUCAGGUCGAGGAGUUUUCAUACAAUAAAUGGGGUAGCGCUGAGGGUUUGGAUAGUGAAUGGCAAAGGCGUGAAGAAGGAAAAGCUCAGCGGCGUGAAAAGAAGUACAAAGAGAAAAUGAAGCAAAUGCGAAUUAAAACUAGGGCUCAGGAAUAUACUAGAAAAUUGCUCGAUCGCAAGCACGGCAAAGAACAUAUUCAUGAGUUUUCUGCUGCCGUCGGUGGAGGUACUAAUGAAGAAGGGUUGCAAAUUCUCAAACGCAGGUGCCAGAGUUGUGGCAUGGAAACAGAAGAAAUUGCUCUAUGA